GCAACAACUAGCUAGUAGGAGGCGGCACUGGCAGUUGACACGGCGCACACACUUCUAUCUUCAGACAUUGGACAGACUCUUCAACAUGCUCUUGUGACCAUUAAUAUAAAUUGGCCUGACAAAUUCAACUAUUUGGGGGAGGGGAUGAUACAAAUAUACCACUUUGUAGGAAGGAGUAAAGCGACCGUCGGUCAUCACUUGCAAAUAAACACCCCGGAACUGGUUAGCUAGCUAACGUUAGUAACGUUACGCUCAGUUGGCUAGCUUUUUAUUGGCAAUGUUUACUAGCGUUGGUUGCUAGCUACACAAUUGUCAACACGCGUGGAGAAUAAACGUUUGGCCUGUGUACUAUCAGCAAGACAACUUGUUCUCAACACCGAAAACUUCACGGCGACCUACCACCACUUGUAGCUCCGAAAAUGGCUUCAAGAGGGGGCUUUCCGGCUACUCAGAUGAACCCCAGUGUUAACCCCAUGAACGCUGGACAUGCAGGCGGUGGAAUGAGGAUGCCAGGAAUCCAACAGAAUUCGGGUUUCCGAGCCAUGAAUGCCACUCCUCAGUACCAUCAGCACCCUGGUAUGCCUUCCAACAGGGGGAUCCCGAUGGGGCCAAUUGGGGGCCCUGGACCCUCUUAUGGGGGCGGGAACAUGCCCUUACGCAUAGGAAUGGGGCAAUCAGCCAUGGAUGCCUCUCGAAAGCGAUUCCUUCAACAACAACCGCAGGGGGGGCUGGGAGGCCCAAGGCGUGGCAAAAGGCGCAGGAUGGCCGACAAGGUGCUACCACAGAGGAUACGAGACCUGGUUCCAGAGUCUGAGGCCUAUAUGGACCUGCUGGCCUUUGAGAGGAAGCUGGACCAGACCAUCGCCCGCAAACGCAUGGAGAUCCAGGAAGCCAUCAAAAAGCCCAUUACGCAAAAGCGCAAGUUGAGGAUCUACAUAUCCAACACCUACACUCCCGGCAAGCCAGAAGGCGAAGAGGCAGAAAAAGUGUCAUCCUGGGAACUAAGGGUGGAGGGAAAACUCCUUGAGGAUCCUGGGAAACAGAAGAGGAAGUUUUCGUCCUUCUUUAAGAGUCUGGUCAUUGAGCUCGAUAAGGAACUGUAUGGACCUGAUAACCACUUGGUAGAGUGGCACAGGAUGCCCACCACCCAGGAGACAGACGGCUUCCAGGUGAAGAGACCAGGGGACGUGAGCGUGAAAUGCACCCUGCUCCUAAUGCUGGACCACCAGCCCCCACAGUACAAGCUGGACCCAAGACUGGCCCGGCUGCUAGGUGUACACACCCAGACACGGGCUAGCAUCAUGCAGGCGCUGUGGCUCUACAUCAAGAACAACAAGCUGCAGGACAGCCAUGAGAAGGAGUACAUCAACUGCAACCGCUACUUCAGACAGAUUUUAGGCUGCACACGUAUGCGGUUCUCUGAGAUUCCCAUGAAGCUGGCUGGCCUGCUGCAGCAUCCUGACCCCAUCAUCAUCAAUCACAUGAUCAGCGUGGACCCGAACGACCAGAAGAAGACGGCGUGCUACGACAUUGACGUGGAGGUGGACGAUCCUCUGAAGGCCCAGAUGAAUAGUUUCUUGUCCUCCACUACCAAUCAACAGGAGAUCGCCGCCCUGGAGAUGAAGAUCCACGAGACCAUUGAGUCUAUUAACCAGCUGAAGACCCAGCGAGACUUCAUGUUGAGCUUCAGCAACAACCCGCAGGACUUCAUCCAGGACUGGCUCAAGUCCCAGAGUCGAGACCUUAAGUUGAUGACGGACGUGGCAGGUAACCCAGAGGAGGAGAGGAGGACUGAGUUUUACCAGGCCCCCUGGGUGCCAGAAGCUGUGGGCCGAUACGUCUACUCUAAGGUGCAGCAGAGACGACAGGAGUUGGAGCAGGUGCUGGGAAUUCGACUCACCUGAGUCAUUAUGGAGCAUAGCUCCCCAAUCCACUAAAACAAAACAAGGCACAUUUUUAAGAUUGUCUUAAACUCCCAGUUUUACAUUAAUCAUAUCCAAAACACAACCACAGAACUGGAAUCCGCUUCUAUCAAUUCGCAUUGCCUUUUUCAACCACUUUGUAAUAGCAUAUGUUUAUAUAUAUAUAUAUUAUUCUAUAACUAUUGCAGCUAAUGUGUCUUUCAAUCACAAAGCCUUAUGGGAAUGGUUUGGUGCAAUGGUUUCAGCAGGGUAAAGGCUUUUGAGUACUUGGCUGGUAUCUGUUAGUAGCAUUUUUGUCUCCAAAGUAAUUACUUUGAGACCAAAGUAAUGAUUUUACAUGGUCUUGCUUAUAGUCUCGGCUUUCUCUACAUUACGAGGGAUACUGUUUGACAGCCAGCUGAUUCAAAUAUUUGCCUUUUUAUAAUAUUGCAAGAUGUACAAAUGAGUUUGUAGCUUUCUUCUGACAUUUUGCUUAUGAUGUCUUAACUUGAGUCAAAACAACUUGACAGUACCAAUGCUUAUGUGCCAUUUUGUUGUGUGUGUUUUUACCAUAGAUUUUCAAGGCUAUGGAGAUGAUUUAGUUUGGAGAAAGUACCUAAAGCCUAGUAGCCUUUACACAAACCACGCUUGUUAGAAAUACAGAAUAAUAUCCUAGAAUCCAUGUUUGGAUAGGACACUCAGGAAAUCGUAGUGCUGGUAAAGGGGCUGUUCUAUUCACUAGGAAAGGAGCCCACUUUGUCCAGCUGUUUCAGUCCAUUUGGAUUUGUGUUUCUCUGUUCACAUGCUGUUUUGAUUGGUUGUUAGGGUAUUUCACUGUCUGAAUUCCAAGGGGAUGGAAGAUUGGCAGUUUGGGUGGGUGCAAGGGGGUCUCUCUAAAAGGAAUACUUUGGGAUUUUGGCAAUGAAGCCCUCUACUUUCCCCAGAGUCAGAUGAACUCAUUGAUACUGUUUGUCUCUGCAUCCAGUAUAAGGCACUUAGAGGUAGUAUCGCAAGCCACUGAUAACUAGCGUUAGCGCAGUGACUGGAAGUCUAUGGUAUCUACUAGCAUGCUAAUAGAUUCCAUAUACUUCCAGGCAUUGCGCUAACGCUAGUUAGCAACUUCCAAACUGCACGCAGGAACAUAACAGGGUAUCCACAAGUUAAUCUGACUCUGGGGAAGUAGAUAAAGGGCUUCAUUGCCAAAAUCCUGAAGUAUCCCUUUAACUUAAUUUAGGAAGUCUGAAACUGUUAUUUGAAUGAAUAAGAAUCCAAACCAUAGUAGUACUUCACAAUGUGCAUAUGGUUGUCCACCAUUGUAUUUUCAUGUAAGUCUUAAAGGGAUAAUCCACCACAAAUUCCUAUGAAACAUUAUGCCAGUCAAUAUCAGCAUGUGAGGUAGCUAGCUACCUGUAAAAUCACCUAGAGAAACUGCACUGUCAAUUUAGGAAGUAUUAAACAGAGUUUAACUCGCAGUUCAUCUCUGCCCAGAGCUUCAUACAGUCAUUGGCCCACAGCAAGUGCAGAAAAUGUUGCUAUGGCAACUAUGGCCCUUUCCCACAGACACACAGGGUGCAUAUGGUACUUGAAGGAGAAACUGGGUUGAAUCAUUUGGUACACUGUUUAGAUUGAGCACAUCUAAGCAAAAUAUGUACUUUGUGAUGCCGGUAUAAAUGGAUGGAUGUGUUCUAGAGAACUAUGCCCAUACCAUCUAUUGGCAGAUUUGGUGAUCUGGAGUGCAGGUAAUUGUUUUAAAAGCGAUAUUAAAUGUAAUGAGGGAUAACAACACUAUCUCCAGUGACAAGAACCAUGUAGCUGUGAUACGUUCCUACACGAUUUUCACAGACUGACCACUUAGGAGUUAAAUCAUGGGGCCAUUUUUAUUUUACCCACUGAUAGAACAGGCUUUCCCAAAAUUGACAGGCUUUACAUGACUUUAAUUUCUGGGUUUGGAUUAUCCCUUUAAUCAAUUCUGAACAAAAAUGUAAACGCAACAUUUUAAUAAUAGUAAUAAUUUUCAAAGUUUUUAUUGAGUUACAGUUCAUAUAAGGAAAUUAGUCAAUUGAAAUAAAUAAAUUAGGCCCUAAUCUAUGGAUUUCACAUGACUGGGCAGGGGUGCAGCCAUUUGGUGGGCCUGGGAAGCCAUAGGCCCACCCACUGGGGAGCCAGGCCCAGCCAAUCAGAAUGAGUUUUCCCCCACUAAAGGGCUUUAUUACAGAUGAUCCUGCAGAUGAAGAAGCUGGAUGUGGCGUUCCUGGGCUGGCGUGGUUACAUGUGGUUGUGAGGCCGGUUGGAUGUACUGCCAAAUUAUCUAAAAAAAAUCAAAACAACAUUACAUUCCUGCACUCAGCACGCUCCCUCAAUUUGAGACAUCUGUGGCGUUGUGUGACAACUGCACGUUUUAAAGUGGUGUUUUAUUGUACCCUACACAAGGUGUACCUGUGUAAUGAUCAUGCUGUUUAAUCAGCUUCUUGAUUUGCCACACCUGUCAGAUGGCUGGAUUAUCUUGGCAAAGGAAAAAUGCUCACUAACUGGGACAUGCAGAAACUGCGAGAAAUCAGCUUUUUGUGUGUGUACAGGACUUUUUGUUUCAAGCUCAUGAAACACUUUCUGUGUUGUUUUUUUUCAGUGUUGCUUGAAUGUUUUAUAUGCAGGUUUUUACUUUAGGAAAAUGUCUAAAUGCCUAUGAACGUUCCAAGAAUCUGAUUUUUGUCAGUGCCAAAAUUGUUCUUGUGAAAGAGAGCAGUUACGUUUCAAGGAAUCUCACUGCUGUGCCUGUUCCGCUUGAUUUUCUACGAUAUCUUUGUAGAAGUUUGCAUGUUUUUGUAACUUCAAUUGAAAGCUUUUUAUACAAUUAUACUCGGGGGUGCCUUUGGAAUAUUUCAUAAAAUAAAUAUACUUGAAGAAA
This is a messenger RNA of Oncorhynchus masou masou (cherry salmon), 4806 nucleotides long. RefSeq names its product SWI/SNF related, matrix associated, actin dependent regulator of chromatin, subfamily d, member 2 (gene smarcd2). The coding region runs from base 420 to 1904 and encodes 494 amino acids. Gene Ontology annotation, cellular component: SWI/SNF complex; nucleus. Lineage: Eukaryota; Metazoa; Chordata; Actinopteri; Salmoniformes; Salmonidae. The record is from RefSeq and is a predicted model, not a curated record. Gene Ontology annotation, biological process: regulation of transcription by RNA polymerase II. Gene Ontology annotation, molecular function: transcription coregulator activity. The transcript has 13 exons.